Molecule: messenger RNA, 1449 nt
Organism: Lacerta agilis (Sand lizard)
Lineage: Eukaryota; Metazoa; Chordata; Lepidosauria; Squamata; Lacertidae
Product: C-type lectin domain family 5 member A-like
Exons: 7
Coding region: 353-919 (188 amino acids)
Source: RefSeq, a predicted model, not a curated record
CAAUAUUGUGAGCCAGCCAAACUUUAGUCUGAUUUCCAAAGGUCUCAGUCAGCAGGAAGCCACGAGAGAGAGAGAGAGAGAGAGAGAGGAAGAAAAUGAUGUAUGUCAUAACUGGGAUGUUGGCACAGAGGAGGAAGAAAAAGAGGUAGACUUUGGUCGGUCAGGACUUUGGCUUACCAAGAGAGGGAGGGAGAAGAAAUAUUUCCCCUCUCUCAUAGCGGAGAGCUAAAGGCAGGAUCACACAGAAUAUCGACAAAACAAGGAAUGGAAAUCAAACCGUCUGCUGUCUUCUAACGAACUGAAACGGAAAGCUUUCUCAUCUCUACAGAGUCUUUCUAAUAGAUUAGCCAACAUGGGUUGGGCACAUAUUGCUCCUGGAAUAAUCCUCUUGUUGGUCAAGCUUACAGGGACAUCCCUAUUCCUUGUUUUCAUUCCACAGAUCUUCCCUAGGGGAAACUUCAGCUUCAUUCCUGAGGAGAAUCAUACAGAACCGCUGACUACUACGAACCUGCCUGAAGUAAGAGUUACAAUUGCAACCACAGUCCUGAUUCCUCAGAAGCCUCCUACAUGGGAAAGAAACGGAGGGAGUGAAUAUUGGUUUACUGAAGCCAAGGAGGUUUGGUUCCACUGCCGAUAUGAUUGCAUGCAAUGGAGCUCGGACCUGGUGAUCAUCAAUGAUAGAAAAGAACUGGAGUUUAUUCAGAAGAAAACUACAAUGGGUGCUUAUUUCAUUGGACUGACAUAUGCAGUGGCUCAAAACAAAUGGCUAUGGACCGACGGCACAGAACUCAGGAAUAACCUCUUUGCUAUGAGACCAAAAGCGGAGGCAGAUGAAUGUGCAACUAUUGCAGCAGGAGAACUGAAACCAGUGUCAUGCCACCAAGAACACCUCUGUAUCUGUGAGAAGAAUCUUGAGUAGUUCAUCUGAAACAGCACCAUGCAGUGAUGUAACAAGGAAGAAGACAGAACCAUGGACUUUUAUUCUUGGACAUUCUCAGCUCUAUCUGGGAGAGCCUUCUCCAUGCAGAGAAGAUGCUAUAACCCUUCCCUCAGGUUGGGCUUCAAAGCAAUGAAUGGGAAAGCAUUAUGAUUUCCUAAUAACUAAAACUUCUUUAAACCUGUCUCCAAGUCCACACACUGAUGGGUGCUUUUCUAUUUUACAAUUUUGAACUGAUAAUAUCAGAAAUGUGUAAGCAGAACCAGAAUGGUUAUUUUGAAUCUUAGAGGCUUUGGCCUAGUGUUGUGUGCUCUGCAAUUCCUUUGAGCCAUGAAAAAUCCAAGAGUCCAGCAUAGGCCUAGCUUUUCUUUCUUUUGGAAUGAGGCAACUGGUGGUUUACUAAGCCUUUUGUGUGAAAUAUGGUUUAUUUAAACAUAGAUACAUAGAUACAGGUUGGGCAUAGAUAGCAGGUUCACAGUUUCUGAGGAACGUUGGAGGGCAUGUUACAGGUA